UCUCAUUUCCGUCUUAUUUCAAUCUUUCAAAAUUUUAUCGAAACUUCAAUAAUAAGUACUAUAAUCAUGAAGGUUUGGACAAUUUAAAACGUAUAUAAUGGAAGAGGAAAAAACCUAGAUGAAUGAAUAUGUGCUAGAAGGGCUAGGUUUUAUCAGAAAUGUUUGAAGCUCAUUUUGGAACUUGAUGUCAAAAAUCGUAAGAAAAAUCAUGGGCAAUUCGGAAAGUACACCAGAUCAUAGGCAUGAUAUGCGGGCAAACAGCAUGCCGAUUCGUCUUCCAUUGCCAGAAUCAGAAGAGUUGGAGCGACGCUUUACAAAAGUUCUCCAUUCCAUGGAUCUCCCUCCUGACAAAGCUAAAGUCUUGAAGAACUAUGAUGAUGAGAAAAAGUGGGACUUGAUAUGUGACCAGGAGCGAGUUUCCGCAAAAGAGCCUCCUAGUUUUUACCUGAACAAACUCAGGGUUUACUUUGACCCUAAAUCCAGUAAAACAUCUACGGGGGUACAUCGGAGUGGUUGGUCACCCAAGCCAUCUUUUACACGCAGCACCAGCUUCCGCCAAAGUUUAAGGGGCAAUUUUCAGAGGAGGAAGCAGAUGGGAGAUGCAACCUCCACGCAGGUGCUACGAGAUCUUGAGAUCUCGCUCAGGACUAAUCAUAUUGAAUGGGUACGGGAGUUUCUAAAUGAAGAGAACCAAGGCCUGGAUGUCUUAGUAGAGUACUUGUCUUAUACACAAGUCUUAAUGAGACGUGCAAUGUUGUUAGAGGAGCGUAGUGGUAGUGCCGACCAUGCUGCAGGGAAUGGUGCAAAAUAUAACACUUUCCCCAACUCAGACUCCAGUAUCAUAUCUCAUUCUGGUUCUCUGAGGAAAUCGCCCUCUAAAUCUAACACUCUACAAUCCAGAGGUGCCAGCCGGAGCGUCAAGUACAGCGUUAAUGAGGCUAGAAAUGACGUCCAUCUUUGUAUUAUGUGCCUUAGAGCAAUCAUGAACCACCAGUAUGGGUUCAACUUAAUUAUAGAAAACAAGAGAACAAUUAACUGUAUAGCACUUAGUUUAAACCACAAAAAUAUGAGGACCAAAGCAUUAGUAUUAGAACUUUUAGCAGCAGUUUGCCUUGUGAGUGGGGGACAUGAGAUUAUCCUUGGAGCCUUUGACAACUUUAAGGAUGUCUGUCAGGAAACACACAGAUUCGAGACCAUGAUGGAAUAUUUUAAACACUAUGAGGAAUUCCACAUAGAUUUUAUGGUGGCAUGUAUGCAGUUCAUCAACAUAGUUGUCCACUCAGUGGAGGACAUGAAUUUCAGAGUUCACCUACAACAUGAGUUCUCACUAAUAGGACUUGAUGAAUACCUUGAGAAACUGAAGUACACCGAAAGUGAUCGAUUGGCUGUCCAAGUGCAUGCAUAUGUAGAUAACAUGAUUGAUGUUGCCACCUUAUUAGAAGACUCCGACACCAAGAAUGCGGCACUGGAACACGUGGCGGAAUUAGAAGAAGCUCUCUCACAUGCAAAUGAUCAGAUGGCAGAGUUAGAAGAUGAAACUAUGGCCAAGAUAGUUGAACUUGAACAGCAAUUGACAGAAAAGAUAGAAGAAGCAAGUAAACUAUCUGAAUUGACAGAGCUGCAACAAGAGGAAAUGAAUACUUUACGUAAGACGAUUACGGAGAAAGAUGAAGAAACCCUCAAGAGAGAUCAAGUGCUUCAACAGAAGAUGUCAGAGUUAGAUACAUUACGCAAAAAUGGAGUUGCCCCAUCUGCUGGCGGCGCCCCACCACCUCCACCCCCUGCUGCUGCUCCCCCACCCCCUCCACCACCAAUGAUGGCACCACCACCACCCCCUCCAAUGCCAGGCAAGGGACCCCCAGGACCACCCCCUCCACCAGGUGCUAUGAUACCUGGAAUGCCAGCAAUGACAAUAAAGCGCAAGAUCCAAACAAAGCAUCGACUGCCACUCCUCAACUGGAUGGCAAUGAAGCCACAACAAGUCAAGGGUACUGUCUUCUCAGAUCUAGAUGAUGAAAAACUAUAUGAUGUAAUAAAUUUCGAUGAAUUUGAGAAUAAGUUCAAGAUCGGUAGCCUCAGUUUGGAUACAACAGACUCCAGCACAACGCCAUCUAUCAGGAAGAAGAAAGUGGAACUGGUAUCUAUGCUGGAUCACACUAGACUACAAAACGUUGCAAUAACUAGGCGGAAGAUAGAAUUAUCUGAUGAUGCUAUCUUGAGAGCUAUUAACAGUAUUGACCUACAAUCCCUCACUCUGGAUAUGGUAGAGAUCCUACUGAGGCUAGUGCCAAAUGAGAAGGAGGUAAAAGAGUUGAAAAAAUAUGAGAAGGAAAAGAAACCAAUAGAACGUUUGACUGAGGAAGAUAGAUUUAUGUUAAAGCUUGUCAAGACUGAGAGACUUUCCCAAAAAUUGAACAUCAUGAGCUAUAUUGGAAACUUCUUCGACACAGUCCACUCCUUGACGCCUCAAGUCAACGCCAUUAUUGCCGCAUCAAUGUCCAUAAAGAACUCAAAGAAAGUUCGAAAAAUGCUUGAGAUAAUCCUUGCAUUUGGUAAUUACAUGAACAGUAACAAGAGGGGUGCAGUGUAUGGCUUUAAACUACAGAGCUUGGAUAUGCUGCUUGACACAAAGAGUAAUGACAAGAAGAUGACCCUCUUACAUUUUAUUGUACUCACAGUGAAAGAAAAGUUUCCAGAUAUUAUGAACUUUGACAGUGAACUACGCUACAUAGAAAAAGCUUCAGUUGUGUCUUUAGAGAACAUUGUGGCAGACACCAGUGAGCUAGACAAAGGGAUGGAGAUGACCAAGAGAGAGUAUGAGGCCAGGAAACACUCAAAAGACUGUCCUCCUGUACUACUAGAGUUUAUCUCUAAUGCUGAGGAAAAAUUGAUUAAACUCAAGACAGACUCAAAAACAGCCCAGGAAGCCUAUGGUAAAGUAGUUGAAUUCUUUGGAGAGAGCUCCCGUACAUUGGCACCUACAACUUUCUUUCCUCUCUUUGUCAGAUAUGUAAAGGCAUUUAAGCAAGCAACAUUGGAGAAUGAGAUGAGGCGCAAGCUUGAACUUGCUGAAUUGGAACCUCCUAAAGAAACCAAGAAGAAAGGAGAUAAGAAGAAACAACAGGCUGCUGUUGUAUCUGAACUGAAAAAUAAACAAAAUGCCAUCAAGGAGAAGAGAAUUCUUAAACAAGAUGAAGUUUACCAUGGGGCCUUGGAGGACAUACUUCUAGAUUUGAAGAAUGAGCCAUACAGGAGAGCAGAUGGUGUUAGGAGAAGCCAGUCGAAGAGACUAGCAAACAAAGAACUUCAGUUAAAUAAAGUCAGACAGAGAGAAGAAAUAUAUUAAUCCAAACCCAUACAAAUUGUAAAUAUGCUGAAUAUGUGAUGUUUAAACCACAAGUCAGUGUGUAUCAAUUCAACUCAUUUCAUAGCUUUAAUACACACUGGCUACCACUGUAAAUAUGAAAUGUCAACUUCUGGGACUACAAAAACAUGCUGGAAAUGAAACACAAGAUUCAUAAUGUUAAUUCAAUGGAAAUAUUUGAAAAACUAUAACAUAAUUAAAUAAGAGACUUAUUUACUUACAAGCCUUUUGGAAAUGGAAAUAUUGGCCUACACUCAAUAUUGUGAAAAUGUCUGGUAAUGCUUACUCUUAAUGUCAGAAGAUCCAUAGCAAUGGUGGCAUCACCAAAUAUGGAUUUUGUGAUCAGAAAUCUGCAUAAACUUAAUUGCCAAGAAGUCGAAAUACUUUGUAUUGCCACAACCCACAAGAUGAUCUAUAUUUGACUGAAACAGCUGAACAUUUGAUAUAUUGAACAUGCAUAAUUGGGUACAUAUCUGAUACAGAGCCUUGUACCGCAUUAAUGUAGUCUGGCAGUUAGAUGUUGCUUCACUUCAUUUUUGUUUUUUACAAUGGUUCGUCUGAAAAUUGCCAAAACAUUUGUUGCAAUCAUUUAUUAGAUGGUAGAACUUGAAAAUUAUCUACAAUACAUGUAAGUCCAUUAGUUAGUUAUUUCAAAACACAAAAUUCAAACACAAAAUUCCUCUCCAGCAGGAAUUUAACCUGCAAGCCUUCUACAAGCAUAACCUUCUACAACCAAUUGAAAAUGUGUUCAUACUAUAGUUAAGCUUUGCACUUUGCAGUAGGGCAGUAAAACUCUACAAUAUGAUAGUCCAAAUCUACAACAUAUGAGUAAAACUACAAAAGCCA
Molecule: messenger RNA, 4210 nt
Organism: Owenia fusiformis
Lineage: Eukaryota; Metazoa; Annelida; Polychaeta; Sabellida; Oweniidae
Source: the annotation of a GenBank genome assembly